This is a messenger RNA of Stylonychia lemnae, 1593 nucleotides long. The record is from the annotation of a GenBank genome assembly. Lineage: Eukaryota; Ciliophora; Spirotrichea; Sporadotrichida; Oxytrichidae.
AUGGACUAUCUUGCAACCAAUAACUUUGAUUAAUGCUUUAAACUGCUUAAAAAUUCUGAGAAGAUACUAAUAAACGAGCAGCAUAGUAUGACUAAAGAAAAAGAAAAACCGAAUGUAGCACUAUUUUAUUUGAAAAGCUCUCUUGAGCUUGAAGAAGCAGAUCCAACUACUGAAAAAUUAAACUUAGCUGGUACUCACUUGAACCUUUGCGCAAUCUACUCUAAACUAGUGAAGCAUCCAGAGUCAAUAAAACAUGCUAAGUUUGCCAUCAAAAUAUUGGAAGAGUUGAUUUAGCUAAGAGAAAGUCAUAAAGCAGCAGCUGCAUUGUUACUUUAACAACAAUAACAAUAAUAAUUAACCUAAUAACAAAAUUAAACUUAAGAAGAACAAAAAAGAGUCUAAUUUGAUGAGUAAAAUCUAAACCAAACGAACUAAUAAAAAACUAAAGAAUAAAAGGAGGAAGAACUUAAAUAGAAGUAGGAAGAAAAUAAUUUAUAUUUGACAGAGGCUAUUGCCUAUUAUAAUCUUGGUGCUUCUUAUGAACAUAUUCUUAAGGUUGAAUAGGCCGUUAAAUCCUACCAAAUAGCUUAGUAGAUAUAUAAAAUUCAUUUAGGUGAUAACCACCCUCUUAGCAUAACUAUUGAGGAAAGCUUGAGAAAAGCUUAAGAAAAGAAGAAAUUUUCUGAGACUUCUCAUAUUAUUAGAUAAUUUAUGAGAAAAGAAAAAGCAACUACGAAUAUCUUUAAAAACAGUAACGUUGCAGUCAUGUUUAAAAGAAUAAAAAAGCAAAGUUAAAUGACACUUUUUAGUCAAGAAAAUGAUGCUUAGAAUUUCUAAUCGAUAGACACUAAGGCCAAAUUAUUUAAUAAUAAAAGAGUAAACACUUCCUAGUAGAACAGACCUGUUAAAAUCUUAAAUAGGACUCAAGCUAAUACAAUGAAUAACUCCCUUGCAGAUAUCAAUUCCGUCCUUAACUAAGAGACCAUAUUUAGUGAUAAUAUUGAUGACUAACUUAAAAGCAACAACAUUAUGGCAAUCAGUAGUCUAAAUAAUACUAUAUAGGUUUAGAGCCCACUGUAGUUUAAAUUAAAAGGGCCUUAACAUCACAGAUUAAGAUCAUUAGAUGGAGUAUAAGAUGCAAGACAUUACGAAACAAACACUGUAAAUAAUAGUGUCAUAAAAAAGCACAGGAAUAAUACCAGCUUUGACUAUGACUACAAUACUAUAGGGGUUAGAGUAAAGAAACCCUCUACUGCUAACUAAGCAAUUAGAAGCAGAUCCUAUAAGAAUAACAACAUAUCACAAAAUGUUAGGACUCAUCAGAGAAUGAGCAGUUAAACAGGAUAUCCUUACGAAAAUGAAAGAUCUGAAAUACUUCAAUCUUAAAAUGGUCAGAGACCUUAGCUCAUUCAGCCUCUCAGCAUGUAUUCAAAUUAUAGAUAGCCAAGACUACUUAUGGAUCUUGAAAAUUUCAGAUUUAAUUAGUUUUCUCCAUAGAGAGUUGAUGGAUUGCCAGAGGAUAAGAGCUUAUCUAGACUUAACAAGAGAUUGAAGACUUUGGAAGUUCAAGUGUCUAAUCAGUUAAAUUAGUGA